AUGCUAACAUGUUUUCGCACGGCAAAAUACGUAGCGACUGCAGAUGUUGAAAAAGCAUUUCUCCAAGUUUAUCUCAACGAAGGGGAUAGAGAUGCCAUAGGAAUUUUGUGGGUUCGCGAUAUUAACCUAUCACCCGAAAAAAUAACACUGACAUUCGGAUUGAAUGUGUCUCCAUAUUCCUUAGCAGGAAACAUACACUACCAUGUGCAGAACUAUGUAUCAAACGAUGAACUAGCAAAGGAUUUGCGUGAUCACGUCUACGUGAACAACUUGAUUCUUCCUGCACGUACAGAAGAAGAGUUGCAACGAAAAGCACAAACUUCAAGGCAGUGCUUUAAGGAUAUGGGAAUGAAUUGCGUGAUGCUUAUGCAACAAGCCCAAGCAGAA
Molecule: messenger RNA, 387 nt
Organism: Cylicostephanus goldi
Lineage: Eukaryota; Metazoa; Nematoda; Chromadorea; Rhabditida; Strongylidae
Source: the annotation of a GenBank genome assembly